Solanum lycopersicum (tomato) is the source of this 1448-nucleotide messenger RNA. RefSeq names its product SUMO-activating enzyme subunit 1B-1. Lineage: Eukaryota; Viridiplantae; Streptophyta; Magnoliopsida; Solanales; Solanaceae. Gene Ontology annotation, biological process: protein sumoylation. Gene Ontology annotation, cellular component: SUMO activating enzyme complex; cytoplasm. Gene Ontology annotation, molecular function: SUMO activating enzyme activity. The record is from RefSeq and is a predicted model, not a curated record.
AUUUAUUUUUCAAAACUCCAGAAUUGGGACAGUGGGGGUAUUUAUAAGCAAACAAGGGAAUAUAAUUUUAGUUAUUUUGACGAAUUGAUGCACAAAAGGAAGAGUAGAAUACAUUAUUCGUCUGCAAAAUUUCUUCAGUUAUUCUGCCAUUUGAGGGUUGCAAAUGGGAACGGAAGGUGAGCAAUUGACGGAGCAGGAAACUGCCAUCUAUGAUCGACAAAUUAGGGUUUGGGGCGUUGAUGCUCAGAGAAGGCUCAGCAAAUCCAAUGUGUUUGUUAGUGGGCUGAGAGGAACUAGUGUUGAGUUCUGCAAGAAUAUUGUUUUAGCUGGAGUAGGUAGUUUGACACUAAAUGAUGACCGGUUGGUGACCGAAGAUCUAUUAUUUGCUAAUUUCUUAACUCCUCCCGCUGAAAAUGAUUUCCGGGGGAAGUCUGUUGCUGAGCUUUGCUGUGAUUCUUUGAAGGAUUUCAAUCCUAUGGUUUCUGUUUCUGUAGAGAAAGGUGCUCUGUCCAUCUUCGAUGCUGAUUUCUUUCAGAAGUUUGAUGUUGUUGUUGUUAAUUGUUGCUCCCUUUUGACAAAAAAAUCAGUAAAUGCAAAAUGUCGCAAGUUGCCAAAGCGUGUUGCAUUUUACAGUGUAGAAUGCCGUGACUCCUGCGGUGAGAUAUUUGUUGAUUUACAGAACUACAGCUACUGUAAGAAAAAAAAUGAAGAGACAAUUGAAUGUAAAUUGCAUUAUCCAAGUUUUGAGGAAGCCAUUGCAGUCCCCUGGAGAUCUCUACCGAAGAGAAUGUCAAAGCUGUAUUAUGCAAUGAGAGUUAUAGAAAGGUUUGAAGAGCUUGAGGGACGAAAUCCUGGAGAAACUUCUGUUGAUGACCUUCCAAAUGUUCAGAAGUUGAGGAAGGAACUCUGCGAGGCACAUUCCUUAAAUGAAUCUCAGAUCCCAGAUUCUCUUCUGAGAAGAUUGAUAGCAAGUAUAAGUGAAUUUCCUCCUGUCUGUGCUAUCGUUGGAGGAAUUCUCGGACAGGAGGUAAUAAAAGCAAUAUCUGGCAAAGGCGAUCCUCUUAAGAACUUUUUCUUCUUUGACGCCAUGGAUGGUAAAGGGAUAAUAGAGGACAUAUCUAAUGGCAAGAGCUGAGGAUUGACCUGUGUGGUAAUGUCUCAUUUUCAGUUGUCCCUGUUCUCUCCAGAUCUCUGGUCAUGCUAAAUUACUCUUCCCAUGCUUACCUUCCAUGGCUAGUAAUCAAUAGAACAGGUAAGUAAAGUAAGUCGCCGCUUCGUGUCCCCAUACACAGUGAGGUGUUGUGAAAUGCAUGUUUUGUAAUGGAGAUGGAUCUACAGUGUAACAUAUGAUUCUAUUAGCGUUUGCCUAGAUCAUGCAUAGUAGCAUUAAGAAAUUCACUACUUAUCUAUGAAUUAUAUAUGAUUGUGAGGUCUAGUUAUUAUUACUA